AUGCCUAAUCAACGAUUGCACAGUGAACAGAAAUCAGAUUCCCCUACACAAGGCAAAAAUGACAGUCCUGAAACUCCUUCACCCAUACUUUAUCCGCGUCUCUUCGCCCUCAUUAUCGGAAUCAACAAUUACAAAUCUGCGUCUAUCGCGAACCUGUUAGGCGCAGUUCCUGACGCUGACGCAGUUCGAGAUUACUUAUUGGGGCAGGUUGGGAUUCCAAUUUCUCAGAUCAGGAUUCUCCGCGAUAGUGAAGCCACGCGGUCUGCAAUUCUUCACGGAAUCAGCGCUUUCUUGGACGACGAGCGCAUUAAGAAAGGAGAUCCCAUUCUAAUUUACUAUGCCGGACAUGGCUCAAAGUCAUCAGCACCAUCGGGUUGGGAGGCCAGAGGGGGCGAAAUCCAGCUUCUGGUCCCGUACGAUCAGUCGAGCCUUGAUGCAGGUGGCAAAGUCCACGGUAUCCCGGAUCGUACACUAGGCGCACUGCUCACAAGGCUUGCGGGAGAGAAGGGUGACAAUAUUUCUGUCAUCUUAGAUUGUUGUCAUUCUGGUUCUGGAACGCGUGCCGAUGAUGGCGAGUCUACCUAUAUGGUUCGAAGUGUCGAAAUCGAAGCGAUUCCCUUUGACCUCGACAAAGAUGUUUGGAGUCUUCAAUCACUGUCGUACGAAGAUCGUGCUACGGCGAUUGCUACCGGUUUUGCUCACAGUGGCCUCCGGUCUCACGUACUUCUAAGUGCAUGUGGUGCUGAAGAGCGUGCUUUGGAGAGAGACGGAAGAGGGCUCUUCACGAAGGCACUGAUAGAUGCCCUUUUGGAACAUGGGACAGACAAGCUCACGUACGCGGACGUCGUACAGCGGAUAGCAAACUUGCCUACACAACAUCCUCAAUGCGAGGGCGUCAACCAGAAUCGAAUCCAUUUCAAUGCUAUAGCCACGGGCCAGCGCCACAUCCUUCACAAAAUACGUAAACAUGGGGACAUAUACAUCAUGAGCGCAGGAACAGCUCAAGGUGUUACUAAAGGGGCUCGCUUUGCCGUGUACAAAGAGAAGUAUCCAUCCGUGCAGGGGAAACCACUGGGAACUGUCAUUGCCAGCUCGCCGGGUAAUGCUGAAACAAAAAUGGACGCCUUCCCUCCGGGAUCUGAUUUUCCCCUUGAUAUGGAAGGCUUUGCUCUCCAGACUCGUACGGGAGCUGAGGAAAGCCUCAGAAUUCACAUUGCGGUGGACAGCGAGUUUGCUUCAGAAUUUGAAGCCCGUAGCAAGGAAAUGCAGGAGAGCGAUCCUGCAUGGAGAACUAUCAUACGGACCGAGAAGGAGAAGGCGGAACUCGGCAUCGCACUCGAGAAAGGGAGAAUCGUCUUCAACAUUUUAGAUCGGUACACAACGCAGCAUGGGCUGACCCGUAUGCCAUUUCCCGUCGCACGUACCGUCGACGCUGUCCUGCCUGUCGUCCGUAGUGCUGCCCACUUCUACUGGCAUCUUCGCCGAAAACCCGGGAGCGAGGCGAGAAGCGGCAUGAGAAAGUUCGUCGACAUCGAGUUCACGCAGCUCAAAGGGUCCGAGGAGAAAUUUGAUGGCCAUCUUCAUCCUGUCCUUCAUAAGUACGGCCCCAAUCUGAAUUGUAACAAUAAAAUCGACCUACAAAUCAAGGAUACCGCGCGAUAUGGUUUGAAGAUCGUCAACAAGUCAGAGGUGGCACUGUAUCCCGCCCUAUUUUACUUCGACAGCAGCAAUCUCAGCAUUGAGCCAUACUAUGAACCACCGACCGCCAAGGGUAUCGUUGAUGCACCCCUUCGAAAGCAGAGCUCCCUUACCAUAGGUUAUGGAGAUUCAGGGUCUAUUCCGCGGGAGUAUUUCCUUCGGGACGGGCAAAAGCUUGACGUAGGGUUCCUCAAGCUGUUCCUUUCGACGGAAUACGUCGACUGGUCACAUAUUUCUCAGCCGUCACCGUUUGAUAACACCCGAGCUUCGAAACAAGCCCCUGUAAACUAUCCCAUGAUCUGGGAUACCAUCGUUGUUCCAAUCAUUCAGCGGGGUACAUCCUAA
Fibroporia radiculosa is the source of this 2043-nucleotide messenger RNA. RefSeq lists its product as uncharacterized. Bases 1 to 2043 code for a protein of 680 amino acids. Gene Ontology annotation, molecular function: cysteine-type endopeptidase activity. NCBI's taxonomy places the organism in Eukaryota, Fungi, Basidiomycota, Agaricomycetes, Polyporales, Fibroporiaceae. The transcript is spliced from 6 exons. The record is from RefSeq and is a predicted model, not a curated record. Gene Ontology annotation, biological process: proteolysis.